Podarcis lilfordi (Lilford's wall lizard) is the source of this 18368-nucleotide messenger RNA. NCBI's taxonomy places the organism in Eukaryota, Metazoa, Chordata, Lepidosauria, Squamata, Lacertidae. The record is from the annotation of a GenBank genome assembly.
AUUACAAAGCCAGGGAGGCCAUCGAGCCCCUGAUCGGUGACUUCCCUCCCUCCCGCCCCCCUUAAUUCAUUUUUGCCUGCGAUUUCUUCCCAGCUAGCCAGAGGCUGCUCUAGGUGCCCAAGGUGCACCCGCCCGCCCCCCGCGCGCGCACCCAACCCACUCACACGCCCGUUCCCGGCUCGCACGCGUGGCGGCAAGAAGCUGGCAAACUUCACGCGUCCUGCCCUGGCGUGAUGGGAGCUCUUGCGCGAGAGAGAGGUCGGGGUCGUCUCCUGCUUCGGAUUCGGAGGCAAGCUCCGGAGCCUGCUGCGGAUUAACGGGAUAAAAGAGAGCGAGCAAGAGGAGAAGGGAGAGGAGCCGAGCGGGGAAAGCCGCAAUGCCUGUUGCUUGGAAGGGGAUCGUGGCGGAUUCGGUCGGCUCCCCCCGCGGCUCGCCUUUCCCGCUUCCCCCCUCGGGCUGCGGGGUUCCGGAGGGCAGCUACGGCCAGCGGCGGGAGGCGAGCGGCGGAAGGUGAGCCGGAUCCCAGCCCUCCACACCCCCCCCCCGGGUUAGAAGCGGGAGGAAGGCGAGCGCGGGAAGCGGGGCGGGAGAGCUCAGCCAUGGCUCCUCCGGCGAGAAGGGCGAAGCGGGAGCGAGAUCCGGAGACCCGCGCGGAGGAGGAGGAGGAGGAGCGGAGUUGCAGGGAGAGAUGGUGUGCUGCAACUUUGCCUGCAUCGUGGAAAGUUGUCUCUGGUUUCAUUCCCCCCCUUCCCUUCCCAUGCAAAAUCUUUAUAUAUUCAUUUUUUUAAGAGAGAAGGCAAACGUGCACCAUGUGCAUGCUUACUCAGAAGUAAACCCCGUUGUGUGCAGCGGGGCUUACUCCCAGGCAAAAGUGUGUGCGGUUAAGAUUGCAGCCUUGCAGAAGCCUGGUUACACCUCUUCCGCUUCAGCGUUCGUGCGGGAGAGAGGCACGGGGAUUGCAAAUUUAAAACGGGCUUGCAAAUUCGGUUGCAAAGGUCUUUUCCAAACCGAAAGCCUGGGGGGUGAUAAUAAAAAUAAUAGCUGGGUUUUCAGAAGGGGCGGGGAAGGGGUGUGUGUGGUGGCCCCGCCACCCCCCGGCUCCCAGGUAAGGCGGUCGGUUGCAUUGCCCAAGGUGCAUGGUUAGACAUGCAUCCGACAGCUCACUUUAUUUUGGCUCCCAGGCACGACGCAGAAUCCUGCUCUGUACUCGGCUGAAGCUUGGUUCUCCCAUUCUGCCUGGGUGGGUUGUGCAUGUGUGUGUACGUGUAUAUGCGCGUGAGUGUGUAAGAGAGAGAGGAAGAAAUGAAAGACCCUUUGCUUUAGGUAUGAAGCCGCUGAUUUGGUGCCCUCUCGUGGCUCUCCGUUUCAUACCAUUAUAUCGUGUAUACAGUAUCUGUAUAUAAAACCAUGGAAAAUAUAUAUUAAAAAAGCAAGAGGUUGCAAUUCCUUAAGCACAAGUUUUAAAAGGUGAGGAAAUAAGGACGUUGGUCCUGGGGGAGAAACUUAGCCUGCGUGUAAAAACCACUGGGAUCAUCUUGAAUGUAAAUCUAUGCAGCAACUGGAUCUAGACAAUGCCAUUUUUCAUGGUGGAUUUUAGUACUUGAAACCUCUCUGCAUCCUUUUCAAGAAUAAUUUUGGAAAUGGCAUUUUUCAUGCUUCUGUAAGUUUCAGUUCCACUUAACAAACAAAGAAUGAAUUAGUUUCCUAGCUGGUUUCUUAGUACGUAUAUCUUACUUCAGAUCUUACAGUAGUAGAUAUUUCCUCUGGCUCUGCAUCAAGAUCCCCCCCCCCUCUCUCACACACACUUUCUUUAAAAAUCAAGGAAACAGCAGGAAAUGAGCAACCCCGAAAUUAUUGCUAAAUUCCUCCUGGGAAAAAAAUGUGGUUUUUAUCUGCCUUCAGAGCUUGAUUGCAGCUUAGUAUGAUAGAUUUUGUACAAUCACAUGGUGCAACUCUGAUUCAAAUUUUGGCCACGCUCAUCUGCCAAAAAAAUAAAAUAAAAAAUUACCUCUUCACUGUUAAUGUGCUACUUUGCAAGGAUGGGCCUUCACAGGUUGCAUAUAGCCAUAUAAGAUAGUAUUAUUCUAGGUUUGCUUUGAAAGCACACAUGCAAACAGACCUCUUUCUCCCUUUUCUGGAAAAUGAAUAGGACUUUACGGCUGCUGAUUAUGCCUGUCUUUAAGAGAGUGUGUGGUGGCAGCAGCCACAGCAGCAAACAGAAAAAAGGGGUGUGUGGCAAGACUGUUCCGUUCUGGAGAACCAAAAUGUACAGUUAAGGUGUCGUCUGAAGUUAGGGUUUUCCUUUAAUUUUAAAAAAUGGCAGAGGCGUGCAAUCUGCAGUGGUAAGAUGCCUGUAAAUACUGGUGUGCCCUGGGGGAAUAAAGGCAUUCCUUAGACGGGCUUUUGGGACUGCAUACCUUCGCUGGGAAAAUAACAUGCAUGUCACAAUUCCUGUAUGAUGCUUGUAGAGGUGGCUCAAGUUAUUUUGCUGCCUGAGGCAAAGGACAAGAUGGCUUCCUCCCGUUCCAAGUUCAGAAAAUGGUUCGGCUGGUUGUUGAAUCUUGCUUCAGCACUGGCCAUGGGGUAGUCUGGGGUUCAUGACUGGCCUGGUUGGCAGCACACACAGAACCCAAAGGAAGCUGAAGAUUCAGGGCUAGGCAAAAUUAAAGUGCUUCUUCCCACAGCGCAGGAGAGUUCUGUUGCGUUCAAGUCUUGAUUGCGGGCUUUCCAUAGGCAUCUGUUUGGCCACUGUGAGAAGAGAGUGCUGAACUAGAUGGGCCUUUGGUCUGAUUCAGCAGGGCUCCCAAGAAGAGGAGGGCUCCAGCGUGCAGAGGAGCAACAAAGGGGAGGGGUGGGGCCUGAUACUGCUGCCCACCAGCAGCUGCCGCCUGAGGCAGCUACCUCACUCUGCCUAAUGGCACGGCCAACCUUGCAGGUACAAUGUGUUUAUUUGUGUGUGUUUACACCAUAUACAAAGGGCACUCCAUGGUGACCUUAGGCAUCCUAUUAUUUAAGGCUACAUCUACACCGUAUAGCAGAGGGUCUUCCGCAAAGAAUCCCGGGAACUGUAGUUGACCCCUCACAGAGCUACGAUUCCCAACACCCUUGAAAGGCUACAGUUUCCAGGAUUAUGUGUGAGGCAGCCGUGUGCUUUAAACACAUGGUGUAGAUAUAACCUAAGUUACCCGGUGCUCAUUCAGUAGUCAAAGCUGCCAUCCUACACCAGCUUUACCUGGGAGUAAGCCCCAUUUAAUUCAAUGGGACUUAGCUCCUAAGUACACAUACAUAAGGUUGUGCUGUAAUUAACUUCCAAGAUGGAAGUUCUGAACUUUUCAGUACAGUUAAUUAUUUGUUUGUUCAUUCUAAACAUAUGUUUGUCCAUUAAUUUAAGGCGAUGACUCUCAAGAGUGACAACUCACAACAGUCUGGAGCAAAGACUGAGAUCAUGCAGAAUAGUAAAACCCGACUAAAGUGAUUUUUUUAGAACAACAGAUGCACUGCUAGAAACCAUCAAGAUUGAAGUAAUCUUGGAGUUGUGUUAGGAAGUCUGGCUGAAUGCACAAUUAUUUACCUGUUGUCAAAAGGAUAUCAAAUUUGGCACCAGGUAAGCCUGCCUGGCAGAGAGAUUCCAUGUGUGCAGUUGCCCCAGUGGAGAAGGCCUUCUAGUUCAGGGCCGGCCCUAUUGCUAGGCAGAGGAAGGCAGCAGAACCUGGGGGGCAGGGAACAGUAGCAAGGCUUUGUGGGCUGAGGCCUAUGCGUGCUACAUGGCCAUAUCCCAGUGCCAUUAGCUGGCCUGCUGCCCUCAGGGGCAAUGGACGACACUGUUCUGCUAGCAUUGAAGUACAAUGUGACCUCUGACUCAUCACAAGCCAUCGGAUGAGGAGGUUCCUUACAAGCCUUCGCUUGCUAUUGUGAGAAUGGGCUGAUCCCAUGCCACUCUAGAGUCCCAAUUUAAGCAGGACACCCCGGAAUUACAGAAGACCACCUUGGCUUCUGUACUGGAUCCCAGAAUGUCCAGGGUUUUUUUUGGUUUGGCUCUCUGGUGCAAGUCGGCUGGCUCGCACCAAAGCACUGUACCGAAAAAACGAACAAACAAUUGCUCAAGAGAGCUCAGGACGGGGGGGAAAGGAGCGUCCUGAUUUUGAUCAGUGGGAUGUUGAUCUGAAACCUUGCCUACAAGUCUUGCCUGCAGGUAUAGGCAAGGCUGUAUAUCUGGAGACUGGUACCAUUUCCUAGACAGAAACCCACCUUAAUGGCUGAGGCUGCAUCCUUGUGACUUCAUUCCUCGUUCUGUUCCAAAGCAGUGCAACUCAGUACUUUUGAAUCUUUAAUUGGCCGAUCUGUUGCCAGCAGGGCUUUCCCAACCCUCUUCUCUCUCUUAGGGAAAGCAACUCGUCAUUUGCAGAGCCUGGAAACACUCAGUGAAUCCCUUUCACCAUUUAAUGGGAUUGCCUUCCUGGCAAAAGACCCAUUUGCUUGAAAGGGAGGGAAAGACCCAAACAUCUUUGCUUGGCUUGUUUCAUGGAAAUCCGGACCAAAUUACCUUCAUAAAACACACAGGCUCAAGACCUUUUAUAGCUCCUCAGAGCUGGAGGACCGUUUUCAGAAAACCCACCAGGCAUAAUUGGCUUUUUGAAAUAGGCAGAAGCCCUAUUGAUCCUAGAUUUGGAAAGACUAGCCUUCCACUGAUAGCAGAGUUUUGAUCACAGCAAGAACGGCAUGUUCUAUUUGGAGAGAGAGAAAUUGUUUCCUAAGUAUAAUAAUUUUCUUCCUUUCCCUCUUUUUUUUUUUUUUUUUUAAAAAAGAGCAACCCCACAUACUUUUAACCUCCAUGAAUGCAAAAUACAGCACAGAAAUAUCUGAGACAAUGCCUGUCAAAGCCUUGGAAAGGUUACAACAUCUAGGGGUUCUUUAAUUUAGAGCAAUGUUUCCCAAACUUGGGUCUCCAGCUGGUUUUUGGACUACAACUCCCAUCACCCCUAGCUAGCAAGACCAGUGGUCAGGGGUGAUGGGAAUUGUAGUCCGAAAACAGCUGGAGACCCAAGUUUGGGAAACAAUGCUUUUAGAGAAAAGGGAGAUAAGAGGCGCUAUGAUAAGAGUAAAAUUAUGUGGAGAAAAUGGACAGAGACAAGUUUUUCUCCCUCAUAGUGCUAGAACUUAGGGCCACCCAAUGAAGCUGAAUGCUGGAAGACAAAAGAAAAUACUUCUUUUUCACACAGUGCAAACUAUGGCAUUCCCUCCCACAAAAGGUAGUAACAGCCACCAGUUUAGAUGGCUUUAAAAGAUCAGACAAAUUCAUGGAGGAGACGGCUGCCAAUGGCUAUUAGCCAUCACAGACCAAGUUCUCCAGAACUUUUCUUCAGGUUGCUUAUUAAGCAAAACAGUGCGUGGGGUGGGGUGGAUACAUGGAGAGAAAGUAAAAUGUAGGCAUGGUGUUGGAAGCCCAAAAUAUGUAGCUUAUAACAAUCUUAAAGUGGAGUGCAGGAGGUGCUAGGCAGAUUUGCAGUGCGAUACCAUUCCACCUUGAGGCCACCUUAGCCAUGCUGUUGACACUGCAGUCCAAACCUGCAGGUGACUUCUCCUGGCCGUCUCAUGUAGCUGUAGAACAUCAAGCCACUCUGGAAGCCCACAGGCCAAUGGCCAUAGCGUGGAACAAACAUUCACCAACACCGUCUUCUGGGAGUGGCCACCCAUGAAGAACCUUAAUUACUAUAAUAAAGUACCUUUUAACCCUAAUCCCGACCUAGAAUAAGGUUACCAGAUUUUUUUCAAUGAAUCCGGGGACACUUUUCAACUUCAAUGGAUUUUGUAUGGGGACUGAUUUGUAAAUCUGGGGACUGUCCCCAGGAAACGGGGACAUCUGGUAACCUUAGAGAUACUAUGGUCAAUGGUACUGAGAGCUACAGAGAAAUCCGAGAGGUCUAACUGCCUUGAUACAUUCUCCGGCAUAUGCCAUCCACCAGGGUAGUCAAGGGACAGAACACAGACUGGAAAGGACCCAAGCCAUCAGUAUCAUCCCAAACUCCUUGAAAGUUGAGAGGCUUCAUAGUUGUCCAUGGUCAAAUGGCUUCUUGGUCAAAUUUGACUUCUCUACGACUGGGCUCACUACUGCCCCCUUGAGGCAGACAGGAACAACUCCCUUGAUGUGGAGCAUUGUAUACAUUAAGGGAGGGUGCAAGCUUGCUGUCCAGCUGCAACUUGGCUGCUGUACCCAUUCUGAAGCACUUCCAUUUGGGUCCCGGUAGUUAUGUGAGAUGAGUAUGGAAGCAGCUCCACAUCAGCUAUCCCUUGCGACGUUUCCACCCUGAGCAUGGUGCCAAGCCAUUGCAUAAUCAUUGCAGGGUGAAAGCUGAUGUUGACAUGUGGGCACAAAAGGGCUUAUCUGAUGCCAGCAUGUCUGAAGCCUCCUAGUAGGUUUCCUUUCUCGGCUAGUCCCCUCCUCCCCGACGUCUUUCCCUUCCCAGUUGCAGUCUAUUUUUAAAUGACAACACUGGGUGGAGAACAUUAUUGCAGAACUUCGCGUGGGUGACCUCAGCUUGCUGACACCACGUGGGCACACUGCUGGCGGCUGACACUGGCACGCUUUUGUAGUGACUUGGCUGGCACCAAAGGACAUUGAGUUCAGGGUGCUGUUUGCCUGUGACCUACGGGGUCAGCACCAGCCCACACAUGAGGCAAGGUGAGGCAGCUGCCUCAGGCAGGAGGAUCCACAGGGGCAGCAGAUCUGGCCUCUGAGGAACACAUUGCCUGCUGCUGCUGCCACCGCCACGGUAACAGCAAUAGCUGUGGCACACUCCUUGGAAGCCAGACCUGCCACCUGGAUGCCCAUAUUUUAACUGGAGAAAUGUUGGAGGGUAUGGAAUAGGAUGUCCCUAUUUGCAUCGGAGAAAUGUUGAAGGGUAUGCACCUCCUCAGUAGCUCUCCCGAUGCUGCCUCUACGGCUGCCUCUUGACAAAAAGAGGUCUCCUGGUCUCCUCCCACCCUUGUUCCCAAUAUAGUCUGCCUCAGUGCCAGUCCUGCCUAUGGCCUUCUAUCUGAGAGGUGGCUAGAAAUGAUUUGCCCCCAAUUUCUCAUAGCCGAAAGGAGCAGGCAGCUCUUCCAUUGAGCGGGCAAUCUCAGGUCAUCUGCUGGGAUUAGAAGGGGUUCCUUGUAGAUAUUAUUGUGGACAUUCCCAUUUCUCCUAGCAGUGGGAAUGUCCAGCAGUGCUGACCAGGUUUGGUUCCCUUUAGGAGGCAGUCACUGUAGGCUUCUUGGGGCUUUGUAAUGCAGUCGUACCUUGGAAGUUGAAUGGAAUCCAUUCCGGAAGUCCAUUUGACUUCCAAAUUGUUCAGAAACCAAGGCGCGGGUUCCGAUUGGCUGCAGGAAGGUUCUGCAGGAAGCCAAUCGGAACCCGUGCUGGACGUUCAGGUUCCAAAGAAGGUCCGCAAACCAGAACACUCACUUCCAGGUUUAUGGUGUUUGGGAGCCAAAAGGUUCGACUCGCAAGGCAUUUGGGAUCCAAGGUACGACUGUAUUUCAUUUUAUAUACAUGCCUGCAGAUGUAGGUGGAGGCCAUGCCAAACACGGUCAAAGUAUGUGGCUCCCACAGCAGGUUUCCACAGAGAUGCAGCCACUAUCCCCAAAUGCUGUUAGCUAACAGCAGGGGAAAAAGGAACACAGGUGGUUCUGUGGUCUAAACCACAGAGCCUGGGGCUUGCCGAUCGGAAGGUCGGCAGUUCGAAUCCCUGCGAUGGGGUGAGCUCCUGUUGUUUGGUCCCAGCUCCUGCCAACCUAGCAGUUCAAAAGCACGUCAAGUGCAAGUAGAUAAAUAGGUACCACUUCGGCGGGAAGGUAAAACGGAGUUUCCGUGUGCUGCUCUGGUUUGCCAGAAGCGGCUUAGUCAUGCUGUCCACGUGACCUGGAAGCUGUCUGCGGACAAACACUGGCUCCCUCGGCCUAUAGAGCGAGAUGAGCGAGCAACCCCAGAGUUGUCCGCGACUGGACCUAACGGUCAGGGGUACCUUUACCUUUUAACAGCAGGGGAAGAUCUUGGUAAGGCCUUGUGCAAGGUCAAAAUUUGAUAUGGCCUAGCCCUUGCACCGCUAAGCGAGCUGCCAGGCUUUGGGAAGGAGGCACCCUGUGCGGAGGAACUGGUUGCAGUGCCCCAAAUCUGCCUCUGCUCACAGAGCCCAAACUCAGCUCUAUAUUUCUUUCCCCUCUUUAGUCUCACUCAGACGGCAGUCUUUCUUUACACUCCUGGAUUACAUUUUAAUCCUAUUUGGGAAGGGGAAGUCUGACCCGUUCUCUAAUUGGUUUUUCAUAUACAGAACCAUCCAGAGUGGCACUAUAUCAGGAAGCAGUUGUCUGACUGUUAGUUCUUAUGGAGACGCAUUAAAAUGCAGCUUCCCUUAAUAGAAGGAGACGUCUGUCUGUCUGGAGCCUGGCCAGCAGAUCUGACUAGCUUUAGGUAGUCCUCCUGGCCCUGCCGAGACCCCCAGUCUCACAGCAAUGUUGUCGUGCUCGCCUUAGCUGGCUGGUGAGACGUUUUGGGGACAAAGCAAUCACCUGGGUUCACCAGUUACCUCCAGCAAAAGGUUACAGGGAGUUUAUGGUAUUUGUAGUAUUUGCAUUUCCUUACAAAUAGACAGGUCAGACACAGGUAGAGGUAUAGCUUUAAUUCUCCAAAGUUCACUGCGCUCACCUCAGGGCCACCAGGGGAACAGCCUGUAACCCAACAUGCUUUCUGAGGCAACUCAACUUUCAAUGUACGUUGUGUGUACGUAGCCCCUGUCUGUCUACCAUUCUCUGAAAAACAGAAUGCGGCAGCUAGACUGGUGACUGGGAACGGCCGCCAAGACCACAUAACACCGGUCCUCAAAGAUCUACAUUGGCUUCCUGUACAUUUCCGAGCACAAUUCAAAGUGUUGGUGCUGACCUUUAAAGCCCUAAACGGCCUUGGCCCAGUAUAUCUGAAGGAGCGUCUCCACCAUCGUUCAGCCUAAACACUGAGGUCCAGCUCCGAAGGCCUUCUGGUAGUUCCCUCACUGCGAGAAGUGAGGCUACAGGGAACCAGGCAGAGGGCCUUCUCGGUAGUGGCGUCCGCCCUGUGGAACGCCCUCCCACCAGACGUCGAGGAAAUAAACAACUAUUGGACUUUUAGAAGAUGUCUGAAGGCAGGCCAGUUUAGGGAAGUUUUUAAUGUUUGAUGUUUCAUUGUGUUUUUAAUAUUCUGUUGGGAGCCGCCUAGAGUGGCUGGGGAAGCCCAGCCAGAUGAGUGGGGUAUAAAUAAAUUAUUGUUGUUGUUAUCAUUAUUAUUAUUAUUAUUUCUGACACAGACACCUUGAUGAUCUCUUGCCCAGCUGAGGGAGUGGGAAGAUAUCCUCUCUUCUCCAAAACAGCUUUCUCCUUCCAGGACUGCUUCUGGUCAUUUUCUAGUUAUCGUGGGCAGCUCUGUACUGGAUUUUUUUUUUAAAUAACACAAUUGCUGCUCAUGGGGCACAUUGUAUAAAGUACCACCCUUUAAGCCCAUUGUUUAUAACACAACUCCGUGGUCCACGCCACUGUUGUGCUUAUGCUUCUUAUAAGUUCAGGUGUGACCCAGUUUAAAUGUAACACCUAGACACAUGAGACUUCAGACAAGUUUUGUUUUUUUAAAACCCCAGCAUGAACAGUGCCACAUUGAAAUUGGACCUGAGAACUUGGCACACCCCUGACAUUUUAAAAAAAAGAAAUGCAAGGAUCUUAAUCACAAAAGGAAGUUCAAGUAGCAAUGAAUUGUGCCUAUGUGUGCUUUUUUUUUUUAAAAAAAAGGAAAAGAUGUUUAUUGAACACAAGUGUAUUUGAAUGCAAGUCUCUUGCAAGAUCAGGGAGGCUAAAUUCCACACCAGAGUGUCAGAUUCCACCACUUAGCAGAUGACAAGCAGUGCCCUCUCUGUUGAUGAUCCAGAAACAGUGGCUCAGAUGACUAGGUGAGGAAAUGAGAAAGUGACACAAGCCGGCAAUUGAUGCGCCGGAGCAGGGAGUGCUCUAAAGAUCUCUGGCCUCAAUAUGGCGGACUUCCUAUUCAGUUCUGUGCCCAGUUUAAAGUGCUGGCCUUUAAAGCCCUAAAUGGUGUGGGACCAGACUUCCGGGUCAGCGCCAUUGGUGAAUGGCGGAGUUCCUCCAACCGGAGGAACGGGCUCCGUGGAAACUGGGUCUUCCCGCCACGGCGAAGGUGGGGACCCGCUAGAAAUCCCAGGCGGAGGAAGCCUGGGAACGUGGGGUUCGGCAGGGCACCAGAAGCGCCCCCCUACUCGCGGGGAAUCCCAUCUAGGGGCUCCGGAGCGAAGUGGGGUGAGAAGCGCGGUGCUACGAACUGACUGCUACUUUCACGGAGUGAAGCCGCACAGCCAUUGCCAGAGAGCGCUGACUUUUUCCUGUGGACAAUUGGAUUUAAAACAAGUACCCGUGAGUAGAAACGGAAAAUUGGAUCAAGAAAUUGUUUAAUUUGGUAUCGAAGCGGGAAGGUGCAAACAGGAAGUCCGCCUUCCGCUUUUUUGUAUAUAGACUAAAGCAAAAAUUUUGCAAGCUAAAGCCGGGAGCUGUCAAAAAAGACUAAAGUUCAUUCAGAAUUACUGAAACCCCCCUUGGAAGCAGGAGAAAAGGGGGGGGACUCUGUUUAACCCUGGCAGGAGAGGGAGUGAAGAAGGAUAAGUUUCCACCGUCUCUAACCUGGGAACGGGGUGUCAGAGACAGAAACUGUUGGAGAGGUUCAUUGACUGUGAACGUAAUAUUUUGACAGAUAGCUAAUGAAGAGAAACAAGUUGAUUCUAAUGUUGCCUUUUGCAUUUUAAAGAAACAAAAUAUCUGAAAAACAUCUGAAAUAUCUGAAAAAUGAAAGUAACUUUCCUUUGUCUUAAAAAAAAAAAAUGGAUACAAAUAGUUUGUCUCCUCUAGAGGGAGCUUGCUAAAUUGUUGCUGUAGGAUAUUUGAGACCCAACAUCUGUGAGAUUAAGACUGUGGGAACAGUCAUUUCUGACCUUGAACAAAGAUGAGCUGGGAGGGAGACUGGGUGCUUGCUCUAUGCAAGACAAAUGCUUUGCUGAAACAGAUGCAUGAGAAGAUGGACUUGAUGAAUGAGAAAAUGGAUUUGACUGUUGUGGUUGAUAACUGUGGACAAACAGGGAACAUUGAUACAGAAAUCAGUCAGGAACCAACCUAUGAAUUUGUACUGACUGGGCAAGUGCAGAUGACAAUGGAGGAGGAUGCGGCUGCACCUCAAAUAGUACAAAUGGAGAGACCCGAGGCCCUACAGGAGCAUAAGCCGUUGUUAUUGAAGAUUGAAAUUGGAGUGGGCCAAGGGGAGUCUGGAGAUGAGGAGAUUCCUAGCUUUGGAGAGAUCUUGAAAUUUGAUUUUAAAUACAUUUUGGAUUAUAUCGAGGACUGUGGGGAGUGGGACUGUGGGGAAUGGGCGAGCUGGAUGAAGGGUGAUGGAGACAAUUUUGGGUUGGAAUUCCCAGAGAACUACUCCUCAAUGAGAAAGGAAAGAAACUAAGACAGAGACCAACAAAAGACAAGGAAAAGGGCAAGCACAAACAAGAUGAAGAAGAAUUGCAGAAGGGACAUGGAAGAGACUUAAGGGCCUCGGACAUAAGACUUCCAGGUUGAUGGACUAGAUGGAAUGGACAGUAAGGACUGACACGACCCGAGACCAGGAAGAAGAGACGCUGGAUGAUGAUUGAAAGAGAAUUUAUAAUGGAAAUUUUGUAUUUUAGAAUCAGCUUAAUGAAUAUUAGGGAAAAUGUGGGAAUGAAACUAUACGACUCUAGCAGAAAUGUUAUCAGGAGCUAUGUAUAUUUGAAAACUAAGAUUUAAGUCUUAAGGUACAUAGGGGUAAGAUAAGGUUAAAUAAAUUAAGAUAAUUUGAAUAACAGAAUAUGGGGAAAGAUGGAAAGGAUUUGUUGAGUUAAUUAUUAGGUUAAAUUGUUAAGAUAAAUUUUAUAACAAAAAUUGAGAAAGAUGGAAAGAAUUUGCUGAAAUAAUUAUCAAACUAGAAUACAAAAAGGGAGGUGUGAGGAGGUCAAUGAAACAAGCAAAUGGAAAUUAUGGAUAUGCAAUUUGGGAUUUGUGUUUUUUUUCCUCCUUUUUUUUCCUUCUUCUUUAUUUUCUUUUGCUGCAUUGUCGUAUAUUUUGUGCUUUUCUCUUUUAUUUAUUUAACUUUUUUUCUUUUUUUGUAUUGUAGUGUUGUUGUUUUUUAUUUUUUAUUUUUCUUGUAAUCCUGAAAUUAUCAAUAAAUAUUAUUUAAAAAAAUAAAAAUAAAUGGUGUGGGACCCUGCGGGAACACCUCCCCUCCCAGCCUGCCCGUGCCUUGAGAUCUUCAGCAGAAGCUGUCCUCUAAUUUCACCUUUGAAGGUGGCCAUGUGUCCUACCUCUCAGAAGACAAUACUCUGUUUGAAGGGGCAGUCAGAGGAGAGUCCUCUAUUUACCCUUCUGAGGUAAAAUGAUGCACGUUGGGGGCAAAAAAGUACUUCACACCAUGCGUAGUUAAGCGUGGAAUUUGCUCCCACCGAAGGCAGUGGUGGUCAUCAAGUGUGAUGGAGGACAAGGCUCUCCAAUGGCUGCUAGACACGAUAGCUAUGCUCUUCCUCCCUGGCUGGAGGCAGUGUGUUGCUGGAAACCACAGGGCAGGAGAGUGUUCUUGCACUCAGGUUCCUGUUUGUGGGCUUCCCACAGGCAUUUGGUUGGUCACCGAGAGAACAAGAUGCAGCACUAGGUGGUUCAUUGUUCUGGCCCAGCAGUCUCUUGCCAUGUCCUAUGAGAACUGCAGUUCAGUGAAGGUGCUCUGGUAGCUUCAGAUCUUUAGCCUUGCUUCCAGAAUUGUAGCUCUCAGGUUUCCUUCAGGACUGGUAUUGACUAUGAUAUCUUGUCUUCAGCGGAGAUACACCCGUGUGUGUGUGUGUGUGUGUGUGUGUGUGUAAACACUUUAUUGAAAAAUAAGAAUAUUGAAUAUUUCAAAAAUAUUGAAAAAUUGUAUUUUUUUGUGUAUAAGACUAGGGUUUUUUUUAAAACCAAAAAAUAAGGUUUAAAAUUGGGGCUCGUCUUAUACACGGGUAGUGCUGAGGGGUGUUUUCUUAAUUUGGAGUCCCCCAAAAGAGGACUUAUAUAUGGGGGCGUCUUAUACACAGAAAAAUACGGUAUAUAAUUAUAAGAUCACUGGGUAAAAUAAGACUUGAGAAGAAGAAAAAUAAAAUGACACCCAUGUAAAAAACCAAAACAAAAAACCUUAUAAACAUCGCAUGAUUAUUAUUGCAGUUCACCCAAUCUUAACCUUUAUACAGUGUUGAUAAAAACGAAUUCCAAAUACCGUUAGACUACAGCUCCCAUCAUCUCUGACCAUGGGCCAUGCUGGCUGGGGCUGAUGGGAGUUGGAGUCCAGCAGGGGUUUGGACUAGAUGACCCCUGGGGUCUCUUCCAACUCUACAAUUCUGUGAAUAUCUGGAGGGCCACAGCUUGCUCAUUUGGGGCAAACUCUGCCGUUUUCAUAUACUGUAACGCUGGUGGGCACCCAUGUCAAAAAACCCAGGACUACAUGUAGUUGUACCUUGGAUCCCAAACGCCUUGGUACUCGGACGUUUUGGCUCCCGAAUGUCGCAAACCCAGAAGUGAGUGUUCCGGUUUGCGAACGUUCUUUGGAAGCCUAACGUCCAACGAGGCUUCUGUGGCUUCUGAUUGGCUGCAGGAUCUUCCUGCAGCCAAUCAGAAGCUGUGUUUGGGUUUCCAAAUGUUUUAGAAGUCGAACGGACUUCCAGAACGGAUUCCGUUCGACUUCCAAGGUACGACUGUACUUUGUUUUGGUGGUGGUGGUGUUUCAUUGUGAUGACGAAACGUUGCCUCAGCUCCAGUGUUGCCCUUGCUCUGUCUUUUCAGUUAGUGAUCCCCGAGCCGCAGCCUCGGAGGCUCCCCCAGAGGCAAAGGACGCCCACCAAGCGACUGAUGACCGAGCGGCUUCACCGUGGCUCCCCAGAUGCCCCGCCAUGCCUUUUUUGGACUGGCUCCUCUACCACUCGGUUGCCAUGUGGCUGCUCCUCCAGAGUUUUGUCCUGAUAGCCUUUUGCUUCCACUCCGCCACCACCUUCCCCAAGGGCUGCUACCCUUCUACCGAGGACGGCUUCAAAACCUUCCGCUGCAGCAAGGCCCAGCUCACCGUUAUCCCGAGGGAUAUCCCCAACGACACCAACAAAUUGUACCUGGAUUACAACCACAUUUCUUUCCUGCCUAACGACGCCUUUCAGAACCUGCCCCUUCUGGUGGAACUCGACUUGUCGCACAACGCCAUCAGCCGCGUGGAGGUCGGGGCCUUCCGGGGAUUGUCAGAAAGCCUGCACGCUCUGGACCUGUCCUCAAACAAGCUGGUGUCUGUCAACAAGGAUGUCUUCAGUGCGCUGAAAGCCAAAGCCAACCUCUCCAGCAACCCUUGGCUUUGCGACUGCACCCUCCAGCAGCUCGUCGAGAGGGUGGAGCUGGUGGCCGGCACCUCCGACGGGAUCAUCUGCGAUGCCUCAGCCCGGAAGGAGCACAUCGGCAAGCCCUUUCUGCAAUUGGUGGGGGACAUAGACUUUUGCAACAUCUACAAGAAGACCACAGACAUCGCCAUGCUGGUCACCAUGUUCGGCUGGUUCGCCAUGGUGAUCUCGUACUUGAUCUACUACGUCCGGCAGAACCAAGAAGACGCCCGCCGGCACCUAGAAUAUCUCAAGUCCUUGCCCAGCAAGCAGAAGAAGUCGGAAGAGUCGUCUACGAUUAGCACUGUGGUGUGACCAAAAACGAAACCCUCCCUCUGCCCCGCAUCCUCAAGAAAAUCGUAAGCAGAUAAAAGAGAUUCUACAUCUCCUUCAUGUGGAUCGUGUCCACUAGAUGCUGGAAUGCACAAUGGCUGAAGAGACUGUUACUAAGCAAACAAAACGACUUGGGGAGGCAGGGCCUUGCUUAUACAGAAGGCCUCCCUUAAGAGUUUCUUUUUGAGCAAUGAGCAACAAAAAUCAUGUCAAGGUUGAAUUACUUGGCACACUUCAAGGCAGGGGUUAGUGCCAGGUUGAAUCAACUACUUCUCAGCCCUGCCGUAGAGACUCCAUCAUACACACACUUUGCAAAAAAACCACCCACCUCUUUCUCUCAUGAUCUUGAGUACCAAAAACCUGGAGAACUGCAUCCUGGGAUAUAUUCCCAUCAUGCAAUGCUCCAGAAGGAUUGGGAGUGAGACUUAGGCGAAGCUCAGUGCUGUAGGUGUGCUGUUAAGAUCCUGCGCACGUUUGCCCAGAAGUAAGUGCCACUGGGCUCAGUGCUGUUUACUCCUCAGUAAGUGUGUGCCCAACUUUAGAGGGUAUUUCAAGGCCUGAAGUACGAAAGCCCCCCCCCCCAAGCUCUGAACAAUAUACAGUAAUUACCAAGUGCUGGGAGGCGUUUUGCGCCUGUUAUUAAUGUGCAAGAUUAGAGAGGAAGAAACAAAUUGCAGCAUCCCCUUAAUGCUGAAUGUUCUCUUUGGAUGCACAUUAAUAGCACCACCAGUUCCCCUGUCAGAUGCUUCUUAUUGGGAUUCCCCCCACCCCCUUUAAUCAUUUUCUUCUUUGCAGGAAUCCAUUAAAACAUUCAGCAUGGAGUGGGGGCGGGGGGAAGAAUCAAUGUUUUGAACUUUUAAGCCAUUCUCUCACAGUUCUUGCUGCUGUUAAGAUUAUUUCUCUGGCCUGCCGGGAGAUGGAAAAAUCUUAACUAGCUCAAGUCAUGCAAUUCGGGGGUGGGGGCAGGAAUCGUACCCACACUGACUCUCAAGGAACACAAAGAAAACAUGCACAAUUAACGCCCUCGAUCCAGGAGAUGGCAGACCAGCAGAAGGCCGUGAAGGCAAAGACACUGUUUAGCUCUCCAAGCUAAGCUGAUUUUUUUGCAGGGGCCUCUGAGGAGUAGCAUAUGGCUCACCUUGCCGGGUGAUGCCUGUCGUCCACCUGUCCAUCUCCCUCCUGUCGACUCUGCAGCAGCCUUUUCCUCACCUGCCAUGUGAUAGAUUCACAUCCAGGGAAACCUAUUUCUACUGCAUCCACUGGAUUGAGGGGUAGUUGUGUUUACCCGUUUUCUCUUAUAACUAGUGGCUGCAUCAUCGCUAUAGUCAUCUAGGACUCCAAAAAAUUCCCAUGAUUCACAAGAGGUUCUGCCAUUUUGAUAAAAUAAUUUUAAAAAACGCACACCAAACAGAAUAAUUCCUAACUGGGAAUCAUCAACAAGUAGCUGAGAAUAUUUAUUUUGGCACCUAUAGGCAAAAUGCCACAUUACCAAGAAAUGUAUACUGUCUUAUCAGCACCCCCACCCAAAAAAACAGGGAACAUUGCAAUUUUCGUUUUGCUAAGUUUUAUGUACUUAAGAAUAAUAAUCUUAAAAACCCGAACGCAUAUCAUCGCUGGUUUUCCAAACGGAUCAACUUUUUUAUAUGUGCUGUAGCAAUAGCUGGAUAUCCAUUUUGCUGGAAUGCUUCACGUUGAGCCAUGGCAGUUAUCAGAAUGAAAAUGCAUAUGGACUUAUGGAUCAAUAGCAUAAAUACUUGGAUCAGUAGUAAGGCACGAGAUAAUAGAAGACACAUCUGUAGACUAGAAUCACGGGGUCAUGUUCUUUGAGACUUUUUUUUCCUUUCAAAAAACGAAAAUAGUUUUAGGCUCAAAUUUGACAAGAAUUGACCUGGGCUCCAAAGGUUUAUUGUACUGUUACCUUUCCAUUUCUCAGAACCAGAACUAUGAACCCGGGAAAACAAAAGGGGGUGGGGGCGGGGGCGGGGAACAGUUCACAUGUCGCCCUUUUGUUAUUUCUUCACUCACAGAAGUUGCCUGCUUGUUGUGAACAACAGUGAUAAGAACGGAGCACAUGCUUUUUUUCCAGCUCCACUCGUGGAACUCAAUAGUUUUAUUUAUUUUGUCCAAGAGCCUUAUAACCUGCCCUUCCUCCAGUCUGGAAGCUCAGGGCAACUAACAGCCAAUGAAUUAAACCAUCGUACAAAAUUAUGCCCGGGAUUCUAUAGCGAGUGUCAUUGAAAUGUGGCUUUGUUCAUCGUUUUGCUGGUACGCUAAACCUGCCAGCUCUUUAACUCCUUGUUUCCAUCAAGACCUCAGAUCUCAGCUGCGUCAUCCUCCAUGGUCUGUGGAGGUCUGAAAUAAUACCUUUACAGGGAGCGGAGAUCCGCCAGUUCCCAUAUGGGGAGGACCGCUCCUGUGAGUGAAGAGAGCAUCAAAAGGGGAUUGCCUGCACUGGCCCCCGUCGAUCGCGCAGGGCCAGUGGAAAGCAUCAUCCGAUCUGAUGUCUCCUGCUAGCCAAUACUGCAUCACCUUUUAUACAACACCAAUGUGCCACAUCAAAGGGUUGUUUUGUCUGGACUUUUCCAAACGCUGGAAGAAGUAAAUGAAGGAGGACCUUUGGGAGGUAUGCUGGGCUUGGGAGAGUUAUUUCUACUCGCUCCAAACCUCGAGGGUGUUGAAAGAGCUGUGGGCAAGGGGGCACAUCUGCGGCGCACCACUCCAGCCUGCAGAUGUGACCUGGAUAUCCACCUGUAUUCCUCAUGUGCCUACCUGGUUCCUGCUUGGGAGGGAAUGACGCCCUGCCAGGUUUCUAGACCAUACGAUAACUCUGCUCUGGCCCAAGCGCGGGCAAGAGAUAGAGAUCACAUCCACCUGCCAUUCUCUCAAGUGCCCUUUAUUGAGAGACAUCCUCCUCCAGAGCUUUUCAGCCUGGUGUUCCAGGGCAGGCCUUUCUGUGUGUGUGGGGGGGGACAUUUAUUAUUAUUUUUUUGCAAGUCCCACCUAUUUUGUAGCAAAAUGCUCCCCUUGUUCUUCAAGAGGUCCCUCCUUCCGUUUCCUUUACCAAUAAAAGCCGAAACGCCUUCUUUUAUCAAGAGAGAGAACGCACUGCAAUAGCCUACCAUCAGACUUAAAAGGGGCAGCUGGUCACCGAAUAUUUCUCGGCGGAGGACCCAGAAGUCAACUGACCUUCCACUGUGACCGUGCAUUGAGGGAGCCCAAGAGGUGAGGAGGAAGACUCUAAUGCGCUCUCUCUCUCUUUCUCUGUUGAUCAGCAGCCUUAUACCUUGACCUCUUCAAACUCAGUACCUCUUCUCUACAUUCCCAGUAUGCAGUAGGACCCCCCUCCAUCGCAGCGUUGGCAGCCGGCCGGAGCUGCCAUUGGGAAAACCAAAGCAGCCGUGGAAAAAGCUUACACACAUGCGCACAAAGAAGAGAGGGGGAGAAAAGGAAGGAAGAAAUACUUUGGUAAUAAGUAAAACCUUUCCUGGUUGUUUUGUUUUGCCCCCCCCCCUCCAAAUGUUAUUUAUUUCAGUUUUUCCCCAUGAAAAAAGGCAAAUAAACAAAAAUUCAACAGGC